UAAAUAUCAACACGAAAGAAACAGCUCCAAAAUAGCAACAUAGCGUGAAAAAUUUUCCUAUCUAAACGAGUCCUCAGUUGGAGUCAGACGUUCCGGUUCUAUACGCGCGUGUCGCGUGACGUCGUACGGAUAUUGUCGAAGAGAUGCUUCGGUGAAGCUCGCGUUCCCUUGGCCGCACCUUAGUUCCGGGCGUCAUCGAAGCGGCAGCACCCACCGACUCGACUCGUUGUCCGUACGAUGCUACAUCUCUCGGCGAUACCAGGAAGCAACAGCUGACCCGCGACGCACAGUAGCUCUCUCGCCUCCUGGAGUGGCACUUCGUCACUUUCGCACUCGUGCGAAAAACUCCCGAACGAACGAGCGGAGGAGGAAUCGCGUCGCCAUCUUUAGGCACGGUUGUACCCAUCAACCGCCGUCUCCGCCGACGUCAUCGCCGUCGUCGUCGUUCGUCGUCGACGACGCGUGCGAGAGCCGACGACAAUCAUACCUGAAGCGCCGUGCAGCGGUGUUAACGCCGUGCGCCUCCGUGGUGCAACGCGACGUCGAGAACGCGAAGCAAUAUCGUGACUGCAAAUUCGAUAUCGACUGUGCGGGCCAUCGCUCGAUUAUAAUUCGUGCCGGGGCGCGAGGAAGCGAGGUGCGCGCCGCGAGUAGCUUCCUCGCCCGACGAGACGUCUCUCUCUGUCCUCUGUCUCGCUUUCGUUCGCAGACGUCACGAGGAGGAAUACAACCGCAGGGACGAGGAUUACUGCGAGAAGGAACAAACGAAUGUGAACGAUCCGUCGGAACGUUGCCGUCGGAACAUUGCCGUCGCUAGAAUUCUAUUGCUGUCGCGACAAUCGGUGUGCAUUUCCCCGCAUUCUUUCGAUUCGCGUGUGGAAGUGGAUUUUGCUGGACGUACAACAAUCAGCAGGAUUCAGUACUGUGUGAUUUUGCCUGCCCAAUCACGGGGCAAAUAAGUGAGGCACUAAUUACAGUGCUCGAAGCGAAGCAGGUCGGAUAGACGUUGAAGACGGGAAGGACAGACGGUCGUGCGGGAGAAAGAGAGAGAAACGGCACCGCCGCCGCCGCCGCCGCCGCCGCCGGACGACAACGACGACGGACUGGUACAAUUGACAAGGAAGAUGGCGCGAGCCGUGGACGAGGAUCGCUGCUGACCCAUUUUUUUCCGACGCGCCAAAUCUCCGGGAGUCGGGAGUCUCCAAGGACGACGGUGGAGGAGGAAUCUCUCCCUCAUCCCUCCCCCCCUCUGGCUCUCUCUCGCUCUCGCUUAUCGCGGGUGAGCGCCGUUUGCGGAGUGUGGUGACGAUCGCCGUCGGGAGGAAUACACUCGGCGGCAGCAGGGAAGGAAGCCGUAGGAGAGAGAGAGCGGACUCCGGAGUUGCGCCGGGAGGGUGCCCUCUCGUGUCGCGCUCGCGCGCGCGCCUCUCCCCCCUGCGUGUGUGUAUGUGUGUGGCCCGUUUUUGUACCGUGUGAUACUCGCGCAAGUGUGCGUGCCCCAUCUCUAUCUCUUCUUCGUGUACGAUCGGUUUUUUCUUUUCGCGGUGUGUCGCGAGGCCGUCGUCACGUCCUCGCGAGGAUUUUCCUAAAGAAAACGGCUCGGGAACUGGGACAAUAACGUGAUAACACGGCGCGGAGGACUUUAAGCUGUCAUUACCGUCGUCGUCGGAGCUUUAUAAUUUGCGUAAGAUCCGACGGAGAGACGUUUGGCCAUCGGCAGCGCGCGAUAGAAGGCGGCAAAAAUUCUGAGAAGACCGGAGUUUGGCGGAGCCCUGGCAGGCUCGGCGGCGGCUGCGGACGCGGACGUACGCCGACGAAGACGCAGCAGUCCUCUGGAUUACUUCGAGCCCCGUGGAGCUGCCCUGGCAGGCUCGGGCACCAGCGCGGCAGCUAAAAUGGGCAACAAUGCCGCGACCGCUAACAAGAAGGUCGACGCCGCCGAGAGCGUCAAGGAGUUUCUCGACAAAGCGAAGAAGGAGUUCGAGGAUAAAUGGAAGAAGAAUCCGACCAACACCGCCGGUCUGGACGAUUUCGAGCGUAUCAAGACCUUGGGCACCGGCUCGUUCGGCCGCGUGAUGAUCGUCCAGCAUAAGCCCACCAAGGAGUAUUACGCCAUGAAGAUACUCGACAAACAGAAGGUCGUCAAGCUGAAACAGGUGGAGCACACGCUUAACGAGAAGAGGAUACUGCAGGCGAUUAGUUUCCCGUUCCUUGUGUCGUUGCGCUUCCACUUCAAGGACAACUCUUACCUGUACAUGGUACUUGAGUACGUACCCGGCGGCGAGAUGUUCAGCCACCUGCGCAAAGUCGGCCGCUUCUCAGAACCGCACUCACGCUUCUACGCAGCCCAGAUUGUACUUGCCUUCGAGUACUUGCACUACCUCGAUCUCAUCUACCGAGAUCUGAAGCCGGAGAAUCUUUUGAUCGACUCGCAGGGUUACCUGAAAGUUACCGACUUUGGUUUCGCCAAAAGAGUACAAGGUCGAACGUGGACUUUGUGCGGCACCCCGGAGUACCUGGCACCCGAGAUUAUCCUCAGCAAGGGAUACAACAAAGCGGUGGAUUGGUGGGCUCUGGGCGUACUAGUCUACGAGAUGGCCGCUGGCUAUCCGCCGUUUUUCGCCGAUCAACCGAUUCAGAUUUACGAGAAGAUCGUAAGCGGCAAACCGCGCUUUCCCUCGCACUUUGGCUCCGAUCUGAAGGACUUGCUGCGCAAUUUGCUGCAGGUAGAUCUUACCAAAAGGUAUGGCAAUCUUAAAGCGGGCGUGAACGACAUCAAGGGCCACAAGUGGUUUGCCAGCACCGACUGGAUAGCCGUCUUCCAGAAGCGAAUAGAGGCGCCUUUCAUACCGCGCUGCAAGGGACCAGGCGAUACCAGCAACUUUGACGAUUACGAGGAGGAGACCCUGAGGAUUUCUCUGACGGAGAAGUGCGCCAAGGAGUUCGCCGAGUUUUGAACGCGACAUCUGCUCGGCAAGUUGCUCGCACCAGGAGGUGUAUACGCACGUCGUGUACGUGUCAUCGUGGUCGCGCCUCACCGUCGGGUCGACGUGUCGCGGCGCUCCUUCGUUACCGUCGCCAUCGUCGUCACAUUAGUGGUUUGCUUCUUUUGGGAGAGAGAGUGAGAGAGAGAGAAAGAGAGAGAGAGAGUAAGAAAGCGAGAAAGAGAGCGAGCGAGAGAGAAGGAGCGAAAGAAGGAACGGUGUAUGUGUGUGCCGGCGCGCAACCGCGUGUAACGAAACAGAGCGGAAAGUUUUUGGGGCGAAAUUUCUGGCGAGGGGACUGGGAUGGAAAGUGUCCCGAUGGGAGAUUUGUAAAAAGAGAGAAAAGAGGAGGAUACACGAAACGGCACGUGGCAAUUCGCGCGUUUUGCAUCUCGCAACUGAACUCGCUACACACGAGAGAGGUAGGGAAGAAACGCGAUACGGUUGAUAAGGAACGUUUACACACCGGCGUUGAGCGUCCAAGAAUUAUAUAUACAUAUAACUUUUGGUUGUUACGUAUGUAGUAGACGCCAGCAUCACUUUUUACAUGGAGAAAUCUCUUUUUUUAGCCGGUAAUCGAUUCAUUAACGUAAUAAGAACGGCUGUAUACUAUAUAUAUAUAUAUAUAUACAUAUAUACAUAUAUAUGUGUGUGUCCCUUCGCCACUCCUCAUAUCCUCCCCGUUCUCCCCCGCCAUCCAUUCGAGAUAGCUUUAUGAUCCGGUUUACGGAGAAGGCCGUGUGUAAAGUUUGUUCCCAAUGAUUAACUGUUAUCUGCGUCGGAAAUGUCACCGUACCGAAGUUACCUUAUACAUAUAGUCUCUCGUUGUCUUUGCGAAUGUUCCCUCCGUUCCUACUUUCCACAAUUCUCCUUCAUCAGCGUAUCGUUUUCCUCGGCAUCUCCUUCAAUUCUUCGAUAUACCUCCCCCCUCCCCCUUUUCUCCUUUCCCACGCAUCGCACACUUGACACUCGAAUCGAGAAGGAGAUGUCUUACUACACCGAGGCGAGUCAUAUCGUGCAUCGUUCGUUGUCUACUAUUUGUCUCUAUCCUCUUUAUUCGUCGUGAGAGAGAGAGAGAGAGAGAGAAAGAGAGAGAAAGAAAGAGAGAAAGAAAGAGUGCGAGAGAAAGAGAGUGAGAGGGAGAGCAAGAGAGAGAAAGAAGAGUACGAUCUGCGUACUCGCCGCGAGUACGAUCCGUAUUUAUAUAGCUAGUCGUUAUACACACACACAAAACAUACAUACACACAAGCGUUACACGUACACAUGAUAAUCUGAAAUAAUAUUUAUAUAUGAAACAUGUUUUCCAUCGAUCGCCGAUGACGGGCCAAUUGGAGGAGACGGUGGCCUCUUUACACCCGCGCGUAAAAUUCUCGUGAGAAACGGUAUCCUUUAUAUAUAAGUAUAUGCAAAUAGAUCGGACAUGUCAUCGUCUGGACAUUACAUCCGCACGCGAUCAGCUUAUUACGUAGAGCGGUUUUAAUUCCUCGCGCAAACACGAUUCCGCUGUAUUUCUUAUUAUCUGCGUUAUCCUGGAAAAUGUCUAAUUUUUCACGUAAGAUAAACACACAGAGAUACCCGCCAUCUCGAAUCGUAUACGAGGAAAAAGGGGGCUCAAUAAUGGUUACCACAUUAAAGUUAUCGUUGACACGCGAAAGGAUAAACUAUUACAACACCAAUAUUAGGAAUGAGCGAUAAAGUUGUGAAUAAUUUAGGUGGCUAACGGCUUUUCUCCUAAACGCGGCUUCGAAACGCGUGCACGAGCGUAAUAGCGUCGACAUACAUCAUCGUUACUUGAACCGUCUUCGUAUUAUCAUCUUUGAACUUAAAGACCGGUUAACUAUUCGCAUAAAGCGAAAGGAAAACGAGUGUAACCCUGACCAGUGAAUAACAAGCACGUAAUAUCGACGGAAGAACGCGGCGCGCGGAAGAUGUAGGACAUGGUAAAAAAGCACUAAACCGAAGGCGAAUUAAUAAACACCGCAGGCGUCAAAUGAGGCGCGUCGCCGGUACGUAAAGAUUACUCGAUUGGAAGCUAAUGAUGGCCGCGAUUACGCACGAUCGAAGAUUGCGUUAGCUACGCGCGAUUUACCAUCUCUCUCUGCGGAAGAUCGGUGCCGAUGUCGGCUUUCGAGACGACGCAAAACACUUUCGCGCGUUGACGUCAACGUCGGUGGACGAAGUUUCGUUAAUGAGUAAAACGGUUGUUCAGAAUUGGAUUGGGCACACGCCAGCGCGACGUGGCUGGCCGGGGAUCGAUUCAGCGGCGAUGGGCUAACACGCGCGCGGACAAUGCGGAGGAAAUGCGGCACGUAAGUGCGACGACGUUACGAAACUUUUAUAUCCUUUUAGUAUUCGCGAUGAAUCGAGCUCCGUUCUAUCGCCCCUAUAUGCCAAUGUAAGUUUUCAGAGCGCAAUCAAACGUUUAAGCGUCAUUGUCGUUUAAUCGAACGGUUCUAGUAGACGACUGACGCAGCGUGUCGCGAUUUUUGCGUUACAUAAGAAAAAAUGGAGCGUGAAUCGCGCUGGAAUAAAUUAUUCAAUUAUAUAAUCGCAGCUUUGAAAACCUGCAGUUGCAUUUAGUGACGACCGCGAUUGAUGUCAUUGAUAUCUUUUCGCGCGUUAAAUGAGAAUCGACGGAAUUUUCGUCAGGAAAUUAUUAGUUGUAUCGCGAGCAAUCAGCUGAUCGAUGAAAAAUUCGUCGCGAGCCAGCGUCUACAGUUAAUAACGAUACGAAACGCGGAAAAUGUAAUCCGAGUGUAAUUUCGUGAGUGACGGUAGAUCGAAGAGGGAGACUACCUCCCUACUUAUAUCAUUCGCGUGUAUAUAUUUACUUCUCUACUUCUAUACGCGAAUGCACAUGCCGUUCGUUUGCACACGCCGCGAUGUUAUGAAGGAAUUAGAACGAGAGAGGGAAUGGCGCAGUGGUGCGACUCGCAGCAAAAUAAAUGAAGUACUUGGCGCGGCUUCGUCACGAGAUUUUGGGAUAACGAGAUCUUGGUGGGUGCGGUAUUGUACUCGCAAGCUUGCGAGCGCACACGUUUUAUUCGCGCAUGUGUGUCCAGAGAUAAUUGAAGCGUUGAGAAUAAUAUAGCUAAAGUCACUUUUGAUAAAAUUACGUUAAUAGAAUCAUUCUACAAGAUAACUCUUUUAACUCUAUUUUUAUAACCAAUUGAUAAAUGACAAUGAUGUAUGUAACGAGUGAAUAUAAAUUGUUUUUUAUUCAAUGAGAGAUUUUUAAAAUAAUUUGUACUUUAUUUUUUUGUUUUUUUUUAUAGACGGAGUCUAUGUUAUUCUCAAUUUCUUCACUUGCAUACGAUAUUAUACGAAAAUUCAUUGCUUUUUCUAAUUACGUAAAUUCGCGACAAUGUUAUUAACAUAUGAAACUUUAGAUUUUUUGCAUUUUUAACGUUUAAAUUUUUAUUUGUGUCAGACGUCAACUGCAGUAUAUUUACUUAUACUUUAACUAGAUGAUUUGACUCCAAUAUAUCUAUUACAAAUUGAUUAAUUUGUGUAAAUUAUAAAAGUAUUAUCAGAUUUCUUGGCAAUUCUAUUUCUGGCGGACGAAUUUAAUAUCCGAAUAGCGCCAAAUCAGAAUAGUUCGUUUAUUUUACGCUACAUUUAUUUUUCAAUUUAAGACAAAUGUCCUAAAUGGGAACGCGUGACAGUUCUUUAGGGAGAAUCUGAAAGAACCCGAACCGGAGAGUGUUUAGUUAGUCCGAUUCGUUAAAUCAAACAUUUUCUGUUUCUUUAACACUUUGAACGAGCCGCGAUUAUCCUCCAAUGAUUAUCGAGAGUGCUUGUAUUUUCGAGAUAUCAAUCGCACCGUCAAUAAUGAUCUUGAGCACCUUCAGAUAGUUCACUAUCGCGCUCCUCAAUCCGCGACAGACAUCAACGUGUCGACUUGUCUUUAUCCGCAUAGAGUAGCAGUAGACACCGUUAACUCGUACCUACGUUACUCUUAUGUGAGUGUUACGACACUUAUCUCGCUUCGACAUCUAGCGAGAAUUGCGUUUUUUUUUGCAAAUCGCAAAACCGAUCAAUAUGUAUUUCUAGCGUUGCGCUGCUGUAAUUUAUAUUUGCCCUCGGCGUUGUCGUUCCUUUAUUUAAUUGAAGUAAUUACACGCACGUGCGGCGCGUUAUCAUGACGAGCUUUUGCUAACGGUUUUCGAUCUCUGUCCGACAAUUCGUUCAAGUCCAAUAUUGAUAUUCCAAAUUAGACUUAUUCAUGAGCAAACAUGACUAACAUCCAGGACGCGUAAUUUUCUGUCUUUAAAAUUUGAUAAAAUGUGUAAACGAGAGAUGACGUCGAGAUACCCUUUAAUAAUGUCACGCAAACUCCAUCGCGAAUAACUUGGUUGAAACUUAGACCGCAUAUCUGGAGAGUAGACCUAACUUUGUCGUAAAAAUCGUGACCUGCUUAAGCUUGUACGACCAGGGAACGCGUAAACGCGGAUCCGUGAGUGGACAUUGCAUACAAAUUGCACGAGAAGACCUUUUUUACAUAAAUAAUUUUUAUAUAAUGAAAAAAUUCAUUGGUAUCUCACGUCAUAACUUGUUUAAUUAUCCUUUACAAGAUUUUACAAGAGGCGAUAUCAAUGUUGUUAGAGAAGAAAAACAUGAGGGAUAUCGAUUGUAGAAUAUUCUCUGCGUAGAAUCGCAUCGCGAUAGCAUGUAUUUGCAUGGAAAUUUACGUCGUGGUCUUGCCGAUGCAUCGAUCGUAUGAAAUAAUCGAAUAUCAUCUUUCCUCUAUGUGUCAUGCUUUAAAGUUUCUCGGAAAAAUUUGAUUAUCGGUAUCGAUAUUUUCUUCUCGGUGGUUCGAAUAAUAAUAUUUCUCUGAAAUUUUUUAUCAUCGGAAUUUGUUGGUACUUUAGUCACGACGAGGAUCGCAAAGUUUUGAUUAAUGAGAUAUUCUAAUCUCCAUGUAAAUGGAAAUAGCUUUUCAGAAGGGUUACGUUUAUCCAUAUUUUAGUUCGCCAAGCGAGCAAUCAUUUUCAUCGAAUGAUCACGAUUAUGAUCGUGUUAACGUUUUAUUAUCGGUAUUACAAUGAAAGGAUACGAGGAUAAUUAUUAGCAUCGCUUAUACAUUUAAUAAGGAUUUUUGUGGCUUCUUUUCAGCAAGAUAUUUUGACCAUUUGUUUCCAGCAGAUAAUACAAUAUUGAUCGGUAACUUGCGAUAUUAAAGGCUGUGUCAAUAACAGCAUAGGCACAUCAGGAGUGUACAUUAUAACAUGAUAAAAAGGGUGUCCAUUUCUCACGUAGGGAAAUAAUCUUAUCGCGAUCGAACUUGGCCUUCCGUUCAUCGCACGACGUAUGGAGUACACAGUUGUCGGUUGAGAUCUGAAGAGAAUAUUUUUCAUUGAACUGCAACUAUAUAAUUCUAUGUUUUUACUGGGAAAUAUGUGCAAUUUUUAUAUUAUAUAUAUAUAUAUAUAUAUAUAUAUAUUUCAUAUAUUGUUUGUUCGUAUUAUAUAUAUAUAUAUAUAUUUAGAUUAUUAUUAUAUAUAAAAAGUGAAAUUAUAUUCUUGGACAACGCGAUACUGUGUACUCCGUGCACAAAUAAUUGCCGGGAGGUAAAAUUACCUGUUUCACGGUAAUCUUGUAGAAAAAAAUGCAGCACAGCAAAAACAUACUUGCACAACAAUUUCUUAUAUUCUUUCGUAUACGUUUGCGAUGCGCAUAAAAUUUCUUGCGUUUAAACGAGUACUUAUUAUAAACAACGUAGUUUCCCGAUGAAAUCGGUUGUCGCGAGGUAUUUCAACAACUCUAAUUUAAUUGACCGACGCUCGUCUCCGGUUUUCCAAUUGGCCCUGAUGGCAAGGGGGUUUGUUGCACCUGUAAAGGGAAGCUUUAAUUGACGUAAGCGACUCGCGUGUGUGCGGGCGCAAGCGUUUUCUGUAAAUAUUAGCGGUAGAUAACAGAAUAGUACAUAUAUCAUCGUGUUCACCGCAGUGUGGCUCCUUUAAAGCUAUUUUCCCCUGAAUAUCUUCGCGUUUCUCCGCUUGGCGCCGACGUUGCACCGACGACUCCGGCCCGGUUUCGACCAAUCUGUUAAGUUUAACUCUAGUUUAACCGAUUCCUUGUGUCUUCUUAGACAGAAAAGUCCGUAUUCUCGUCACGCGUCUAAUAGUAAAUGCGGCACUUCAUUUUCUGAAUGUUAUUUGUUUAAUAUGUGAAUGGUAUUCGAUGUGAGAUGAGAAUUCUAUAGAGGUGUGCUUAGCGCUAAGUAUGUGACGAGAGUAUGCGCCAAGCAAUAACUUAAACUACAGUUAGAUUGAACUAAAAUUGUUAUGAAACCGUCGCGAUCAUUUUCUUCUUCUUUCCUCUUUUCUAUAUUAUAGCUAAGAUCCGAAAAAAAAAACAAAUCGAUAGAUUAUCCUCUAUAUAGUCCGAAUGGGUUGUCGGUGCAAUUCAGUGCUCAAUCGUCUUGUAACGCCCAGAGGAUAUACGCGUACACAUUGUCACGCUCGGCAAUUAUUACAAAAGGAACAUGAAGGUAGGCACACAGGGACAACACACGUGUACCUGCGGAUUCCCCUCCCCGUUGUACAUUACUCCCGCAUUAUUACUUUUAAUUCAGUGUUCUUCGUAUCACACAGAUGUACAAGUGUCGUCCUAUUUAUAUACGUAGUUUAUUCCUCGGUCCAGCGAUCGGUCGUUACGCAAUCGUCGCACGCACGCACGCACACAAAUACACACGCACAAAUAACGCGCGUGUCUAUGCAAAUAUUCGCCAGUUAUCGAAACGUUCUCGUUGAGGUUCGCCCGUCGUUAUAAAUUGCAUCCGGCACGCGCGCCGCCUGCGGCGCCUUUAUUACUUUGUCUCUUUGUUGAUUUAUUGUGUCUCCAUAUCUCCGGUCAUCGCGGCUCGUAGAGAUGUUAAAGCGUUUCUUAAAUUGAGGCACUGAGAAUGAUGACGCAAACUCGAAAUACAUUUAUAACGAAACUGAGAAAAGAAGCUUUAAAUCGAAAUAUUAAUCUCUGCGACUUAAUUAUAAAUCAGAAGACCAUGAAUUAAACAAUAAAUAUAUAUUUUAUCU
Linepithema humile (Argentine ant) is the source of this 10021-nucleotide messenger RNA. The record is from RefSeq and is a predicted model, not a curated record. Lineage: Eukaryota; Metazoa; Arthropoda; Insecta; Hymenoptera; Formicidae.